Molecule: messenger RNA, 1669 nt
Organism: Cercospora beticola
Lineage: Eukaryota; Fungi; Ascomycota; Dothideomycetes; Mycosphaerellales; Mycosphaerellaceae
Source: RefSeq, a predicted model, not a curated record
UCGGCCGUGCCCGACACGAGCACAUCGAAUUCGCAGACGAGCAUGCCGAAGCCGUCAACCAAUUCGCAGCUGCAAGCCACAAAGAUCUCCUUCCAAGGUUGAAGACAAACGAUGCCGAACACAAGGUCGGACUGCUCACGCUCAGCAACGCCACGCGUGCAUGUAAACGCUUCCGCGAUAUCACCCAGCCUCUUCUUUAUGAGAGCUUCCCAGGACAGCCUGUUGCCCACCUGCAGAGUCUGAAUCGCACGCUGAUUGCACGACGGGAUUUGGCUCGAAUGGUCAAGAACAUUACGAUUGGCGAGUGGGACAUAGAUAUGCUGAGGACACUGGAUAAAUGGUGGCAACCCACUAUCGCAAAAGUCGGACUAAGCACCCACCUCAUCGAAGCCAUCCACUCCAAAGCCGAAGCAGGUUUCGAAGAUGCCCAAGUCGCUUUACUCCUUCUCCUUUGCACAGAAGUACAAGCCAUCGAUAUCUGCGUCCCGCUUAUGUUCAAACGAAGUAGCAUCGUCAGCUUGCUCCUGACCGAAGUUGCCCAAGAACGUCCCAACACGCUGUUUCGUGGUGCAGAAGAAGAUUUUCCAACACAGAUGCCUACAAGUCUGCCGCUACGGAAGCUGAAAACCCUCAGUACACGCAAUGCAAACCCGGCUCUCUCUGUCUGCAUCUCCGCUUUCGAGAAACUGAUGGCACUCAAGACAAUCAAACGCCUCACCCUGUUCCGUACGUUGUUCGAAUCAGAGAUUUUGCCUUGCUUGCCGGGUCUGCAAGAAGUUUGCUUGUGGCGAUGCAGGAUAGGAUCACAGCUCGGCGCAGCCCUCGCGGGCUGCGGGAAUUUACGAUCUCUGAAGGUCAUCUGGCCUGGUUCGUCCAUGGACUACAUGCAAAAUGUCUAUCCGCUGGACACUGUCAUCGACUACAAGCAAAUCGGCAACUUUAUCACAAAGCACCUGAAGAAGCUAGAGACGUUGAUCCUCGAUCCACGCGAAGCAUACCUCUUCGGCAAAUCCUGCAAGCAACUGCACAACGAAUGUCCUCACUGGGAGAUGAAAGCGCCCCUUCCUCGCCUGAAGGAAAUCCUCCCACGUUCAUUAACCAAACUCGCCAUCUUCGUUGAUCGCCGCAGUGACCACAUGUGGGCAAUGAGGGACAAAGAAUAUCGCAUCACCCGCAACGCGAAGCUCAUGUUGUAUGAAUGUGCCAGAUAUCUCAUUGAUGCUCCGACAUGCUUCAAGUCACUUCAUCUAGACGUGCCGUACAUGGAGAUCGAGCCAGGCUUUCGUGAGCUUGCAGCGCUGUUCAAAGACCUCGGACGCUCCGCAGAUGAGGUGAUUGGAGAUCCCGCUGCGCAGAGGGCGAGUCCUGUUGUUGGUGCUACGACGCCAAAGGAGCAGCGAGUCAAGUUGAGGGGCAUCUUUGGUUUGUGGCUGCCGGAGAGUGGUCGGUGGCCAACGGUAGUGAUUGAGAAAGACGGCGAGAUGUCGCAGGACGCGGAUUGGGAGGAAUGGAGGAAAGUGUUGGAUCAGAAGAUCGAGGUCUCCCGUGGAUGGUUUCGCUGGGAACGAUGAUGGAGCAAAUAUCUCGAAGACUGGACGAUGGAUGCAUUUACUCCAACCGCUCGUUUUGCAUGAGUGACAUAAAGCUACGACAGAAUUCUUAGCAAGGC